GCGUCUAGCAGCUACGAAAAUGGAUAAAACAAACGGUUCUUGUCAUGUCUUAAGAAAGUUAUAGGUUUCGGUCCGGAAUUUCUUGCAAUAAAAAGAAAAAUUUGUUUCCACACAUAACAAUCGGGAUGGUCAAUGUACCAAACCACGGUCACAUGUCUGGACGUUCUUGUACAGUUGUAUGUGGUCCGCGCUGUGACAUGAAACAUUGACUGCUUUGGUCUAUAUCCAAGGCAAAAACCAUAGUCAGUGUGUUUUAUGAUUUACUCAGAUCAUGUAUGGGGUCGAUCCCGAAGCCCAUUUAAAUUUAGACCACUACGGCCCAUCAAACUAACACGUAUGACACACACGUGGCAUCAUAACCAUAAACCCCGUUGGUGAGACACCAUCAUGCAUAAUUUUUUUAGUGGGAGAGAACCCAACUCAUACUGAUCAGAUAAAACUCCAUCUAUGGUUUGAUCUGAUCUAACUUUGCAGUUUAAAAGUGACCUCUCCGAAGAAAAUCAAAAUGUUGAGAACUUAUGUGAAUCCAAAACUAAUCUCCAGGCCUAAUAUAACAUCAGCAUGUCUUUACUCUCUUUACCUUAAGAGAGGAAGUGCGAGUGGAGGGAGGGAAGAAGGAAGAGCUCCUUCUACAGCGGAGGAGUUCACGAGACAAGGUGUUGCUAGCCAGACUGUGGAGAAGACGACGUACGACCGAGCAGAGGCGACGACCAACGUAUCCAGUAAUUCUGAGGCCGAGAUGGAGAAAGUGAGAAAGGAGUAUCAAGAGAAGAAAGAGAGUAGAGACCAUCUCAAGAAGGGAAGUGAUGAUGAUGAUGAUGAUUUGCCUAUCAACACGUCUAAGGGAACAUGAUGAAGAUGAUAUGAUGGAGAUGAUAAUCGAUGUUUGUAUGUAAUAAAAAUAGUCAUGUGUUUUUUUUUGUAUAUAUCUGUGGAGUCAUGUAUAGAAGCAAUGUUGUGUGUGUUUUUUUGUCAGUUAGCAUUGCUUGUUAAGUUCAUUAAUUUAUCUUCUAGUUUUGUUUCUAAAAUAGUUUUUAUUUUGCAGUUCAAAAUGUAUGUUCUGAUCACCCUGUUUUAAAUAAACUGAGGUUUA
Molecule: messenger RNA, 1093 nt
Organism: Brassica napus (rape)
Lineage: Eukaryota; Viridiplantae; Streptophyta; Magnoliopsida; Brassicales; Brassicaceae
Exons: 2
Coding region: 506-853 (115 amino acids)
Source: RefSeq, a predicted model, not a curated record